Molecule: messenger RNA, 1809 nt
Organism: Folsomia candida
Lineage: Eukaryota; Metazoa; Arthropoda; Collembola; Entomobryomorpha; Isotomidae
Exons: 5
Coding region: 196-1608 (470 amino acids)
Source: RefSeq, a predicted model, not a curated record
UAGUAUCUACUAGUAAACGUCACACCGCUGGAUGCAGGCCACGACCACGACCAGAUUAUUUCUCAAACUACAAGUUUUGAAUUUUACAUUUUAUCUCACUUGACGUGACCAGUGGUCACUGAUCACCCUUGUAGUUUCAAGCAUUUUCGAUAUUCCAAAAAGAAAUAAACAAGCACUUCAAGAAAUUACUAAUUAAUGCUGAUGAUGACAUCCAAGCCUUGCGAGUGGCCUUGGUGGACCGAGGAAUUGCGGAACACUUUGGAGGAGAUUCUGGGAGAACGGGAGGGCGACGACGUCACGGAGAAUGUUUUCGAAGAGGGGAGGAUUAGUGCUGACGGCAAGGAUAAGUUGGAGAGAGCUGUUCGGCUGGAGUGUACAAAUCCGAGCCUUCGUUUUGCAUAUAUUCGGGCAUUAGCGGACGAGUUGAACGGGUAUGAGGACAUAGUGGACAAGAGGUUUUUGGUAGUCUCAUUUGGAACAAAAAGAAUUUUGGGCAGCGUCCAACACCUAAGGGAUUAUAUUUAUGGCCAGUGCAUGAAAUUGUUCGACCUGGACCCAAUUUCUCUCGAGUAUAAUUUAGGGGUUGCACGUUUGUGCACUUUGACUCUUCCACCCUGGGCAAGGAAUCUGCAAUUUGCUAAACUAUGUUUGGAUCGUGCUGUGAUCUUUCACCACGAAUCAUCCAAAGCACUAAAGCGUAUGGCGUCUUAUCUGUUGAAUGUUGAAAAAGAUAUUGCUUCCGCUAGAUCGUAUUUUCAAAAAGCCAUCAGUUAUGAUCCGGAGGACUUUCAGACUGCAAUCUCAAUCUUGUACUCAUUGUUUGCUGAUAUUGGAACAUUCAAAGGACAAGUCAGCACCCUUUUGAAAGCAGAAUUCCAGAAACCUUUUUGGACAGAUAAGCAAAUAGCGGAACUCUAUUUUGUCCGUGGACUUUUUCAGUUCUUUUACAACGGAUAUGAAAAAGAUGUUGCUAUUUCUUGGACACUUGCAUUUUCCAAGAGUGAACAAGAGUUUCAAAGUUGCAUUGAGCGCUUCACGAGAACCAAAAUGAUUUAUCAAUUCAGCUGGAAACAUGACGAAGUUUUCACGUUCUCCAAUUUCUGUGAUGUUCUGAAGGAAGGCUUCGCAUUCCCAGAAGUUGACGCGAAAAAACUUAAAGCUAUUCGAUCAUUGAUCAAGAUUGUAGGACGAAAGGAAUUUAAAGAAAAAAAUGAAAAAGCAGCUCGAGCAGCCUCUUCUGACGUAAAGUCAUCUCAUUUCGGUAGAAAGGGUCCCGAGGUGCCCCCUACCAUUUUGGAUAAUAUUCUUGUGGGAUCUGAAGGUGACGUAACGGAAGCAUUCAAACUGUUUAGGAUUCCGGAAACAUCUCCAAAGUUUAUAAUGGAGGAUAAGUAUAGAAAAGCGUGCCGUGAGCUCCAAUGCAUUAAAAAGCAACCCCAGUGUGAUCACGAAGAAAUAGCGCACAAAACUUUUGAACUCAACUCGGCGUUUGCUACGUUGCAUCAUCAUUUCCAUCGAAAACGAGAUUCUGCUGCUGCUGCUACUACGGAAAUUCGAAAACCCAAGGAAGAAAUCAUGGUGGACGAACACUUGUAUGAAAUUGAUUAAUCCAAUGGGUUAAAGUUAAUAUUAAUAAGAAAAUAACGUAUGCACAUGUUAUCUCGGUCUUGUUAAGUAAUGUGAAGUGACAAUAAUUUAUGCUGCACACUAGAGUAACUUAUUUUACAGAAUGUAAAAAAAGUACUUGUUAAACAAUGGGUUUAUUAAUUAAAUGAAAAUAAAAUAGUAAAUAAUAUUUUGGAAUUUAAA